Molecule: messenger RNA, 1291 nt
Organism: Ectocarpus siliculosus
Lineage: Eukaryota; Phaeophyceae; Ectocarpales; Ectocarpaceae
Source: the annotation of a GenBank genome assembly
UUGUUGCUCUCUUUCACAGGGCAGGGCAGCUGCUCCGGUACACAGCAAGAUGAGCAGUGGUCGACGGCUCCCCGCUGCCGCUCUGUCAACCCUCUUUUUCGCCAUGCACACCGGAGCUUUCCGGCUGGGCGUCAGCACGUCGUCAGCAGGUAGGGCGACCCUUGCGCGAUCCAACCCCCUGGCCCGAACCGGCAGCGGUUCCUCCGCUUCGCAGCAGUUCCGCCGCACCCACCGAACGGCCCAGAGAGUAGCCGCUACCACCUCCACGAGGAGAAGCAUGGUGGCGUCAUCGGCUGCCGGCGCCGACACCGCCGGCAAAGGGGGUGCCGUGGAUGAGGAGGAGGGGGGGGAUGCUGCCGGCGGGGGCGCUGGCGGUGAGCCCGGGUGUUCGAUGGACGAGCUGGUGGGGCUGUGCAAGCGCAGGGGCUUCGUGUUCCCUUCGUCGGAGAUCUACAACGGUUUUGCGGGGUUCUUCGACUACGGCCCGCUAGGGGUAGAACUGAAGAAGAACAUCAAGGACGCGUGGUGGAGGGAUGUAGUCCAGGCACGCGAUGACAUCGUCGGCGUCGACUCUUCCAUCAUCAGCAACCCUAAGGUGUGGGAGGCGUCUGGCCACGUCGCCGGGUUCUCGGACCCCAUGGUCGACUGCAAGGAAUCCAAGCUGCGGUACCGGGCCGACCAGCUCUUCUACGGGAAGGUGGAGUUGGAGGAUGGGGAAGUGAUCGGGUACGUAUCGGUGCUGGAAUCGGGCACCAUGCAGGAGGAGGCAGACACGGCCGCUAACAAGAUCAAGCGCAAGGCCGCUAAGCAGGGAACGCUCAAGGCGGUGUCUCUUCAGGACUUGUCGAGAAUAAGCGCGGAGGAGUUGGAGCUGGUCCCCUCCCCGGCGACAGGGACCCCGGGGGCGUUAACGCCUCCUCGGGAGUUCAACCUCAUGUUCCAGACAAACGUCGGGGCCAUGGCGGACGCGAGCUCUGUGGCCUACAUGAGGCCCGAGACGGCUCAGGGCAUCUUCACCAACUUCAAGAACGUGCAGCAAUCAGCGCGCGCCAAGGUGGGCAAGGCCUUCCGCAACGAGAUCACCCCUCGGAACUUCAUCUUCCGGUCCAGGGAGUUCGAGCAGAUGGAGGUGGAGUACUUCGUCGAAGAAGGGGACGCCUGGAAACAGCACCACCAAGAUUGGCUGGACUUUUCGUGGAACUGGCUCAAGGACAUCGGCCUACGGGAAGACCUCAUGGGGAAUGUUGGUUCCGUUUGCUGUUGUUUGCUGCUGGCGUGCUGUUGCUGUUAA